This is a messenger RNA of Staurois parvus, 481 nucleotides long. The record is from the annotation of a GenBank genome assembly. NCBI's taxonomy places the organism in Eukaryota, Metazoa, Chordata, Amphibia, Anura, Ranidae.
UCCGGGAAGAGAGGAUAUAGUGAAUGCGGGGUCCGGGGAGAGCGGAUAUAGUGAAUGCGGGGUCCGGGGAGAAAUGAUAUAGUAAAUGCAGGGUUCGGGGAGAGCGGAUAUAGUGAAUGCGGGGUCCGGGGAGAGUGGAUAUAGUAAAUGCGGGGUCCGGGGAGAGCGGAUAUAGUGAAUGCCGGGUCCGGGAGAGAGAGGAUAUAGUGAAUGCGGGGUCUGGGGGAGAGCGGAUAUAGUGAAUGCGGGGUCCUUGGCGAGCGGAUAUAGUGAAUGCGGGGUCCGGGGAGAGCGGAUAUAGUGAAUGCGGGGUCCGGGGGAGAGCGGAUAUAGUGAAUAUAGCAGUGGGCUCUCAUGGGGGCCCUGAUGUAAGGAGGGAGUCUGGGGGCCCUGAUGCAAGGAUGGAGUCUGAUGAAGCGGUGGGCUCUCACGGGGGCCCUGAUGCAAGGAUGGAGUCUGGGGGGCCCUGAUGAAAGGAGGG